Molecule: messenger RNA, 7460 nt
Organism: Teleopsis dalmanni
Lineage: Eukaryota; Metazoa; Arthropoda; Insecta; Diptera; Diopsidae
Exons: 17
Coding region: 96-7460 (2454 amino acids)
Biological process (GO): nuclear pore organization
Cellular component (GO): nuclear pore inner ring; nuclear pore
Molecular function (GO): structural constituent of nuclear pore
Source: RefSeq, a predicted model, not a curated record
GCAAUUUACAAGUCGAAAUCGAACAGAAUGAAUGCCGCUUAGAGAUAUAUCCGCUCACUCAAAGCAUACUCGAUUUAUUAUAUACUUUAAUAAAAAUGGGAAUACCAAACAACUUGGGAUCUGGGUCCCGAAAACCCGGAAUGGAACCUUAUUUAACAUUUAUUGUAAAUGAAAUAUUUUUGAAGUUUAACACUCGAAACUAUAAAAAUACGAUUGAAAAAUGGCAAAUUGCGGAAAAAUGUUUGAAAAUAUUGCGUUAUCUAUUAGAAAUAUACGAAAUUCAUAAUCAAGAUCUCGUUAAAAAUAAAAGAGAUCAAUUACCAGGAUAUCAUAUUAUGCUGCAGCUGCAUACAAAAUCCGAAAUGCUACACUUGAUUUUAUUAAUAAUAGAUGAAACAAGGCUUAAAUUAGAUGAAUAUACUAAAUUUAAUGAAAAAAAUGAUUUGGAAGAAUGUGGGUUGCAUUGCUUAAAAAUAUUAAAAUUAGGACUAGAAAAACAAGACUCGUUUUUUGAGUACCAUUCAACAACUAAUAACACAAUAUUAUUAUCAGGGUUGAAAAAUAUUCUGCUGGAUGUGAAUCCACGCAGCGGUAAUCCGGAUCAUAUAUUAAAUACAACUAAAUUUGUUACCUAUAAUUGGCUUCCCAAGCAUCGCUACAAUGCCAUUAAAAUUUUAAAAAUUAUUUCUAAGCAACCAAAAGUUACUCACCAAAUACUUGACAUGUUAACUGAAAAUAUUCAAAUUCAAACAGAAAUUCGAAAUGGAUUUAUGGAAUGUCUUGAACAUGAUAUUACGCUCCCAUUGCAAUACUCUGAAAUGGAAUCUAUUUCAGCAAAUCAAGCUCUUAAAAAAGAAUUGGAACUCAAAGAAUCAGUUAUAGAUUUUCUUCAAGAAGGUUUAUAUCAACCAGCUCCAAAUCUAACCCAUUUUUUGCUGGGGUUCGAUACCUCAAAGGAUUUUAAUCAGACUCAAAAAAUGCGAGUUAUUGACGUAUCAUGUAACUGUUUAAAAUCCAUAAUAUCAUUAUUAGAUAAUUACUUAGAGGUACAAGAUAAAGCUUACGAUAACAAUUUUGAGAGAUUUAUUGAACGUUGUUAUUAUUUUAUCUACUCAUUAUGUGCUAACCAGAAAACAUCAGAAACAAUAUUACGUUAUUUACGCAGCUGUGGUGAUUUUAUGAGUCGUCACAUUUGUGCUUUCCCUUUUUCUUAUAUGAAAGAGCCACAUAUUUUAAGGCAAAUGAGUUAUGUGCUGAAAUGUAUUGCUAUAGAAUUGAAAGUUACUUCGUCGAAUUGUCAAAUAAGCAGAUUCCAGUAUUUGUGCGAAUUAUUAGUGAGUACCGACAAAAACGGUUAUCAUAAUAACAUACCGAUGGAUAUAAAUAAUUUAUGUCCACAAUCUUCAAACUUACUAACUGAUAAGUUUAUAUGCAAACAGCAAUCCGAAAAGUCAUUAAACCUAAUUUUAUGCAACUUGCUGGAUAUGAUAUCUUUCGAAGUAGUAAAUCAUUCCAUCCCAAGACUGGAAUUUUUUGACGGUUCUCUCAUAUCUCAAAUUCUCCAUGAUUGUGAGAUUGAAAACGAAGAAGGACUGAAACAAAUUAGUAUUAAAAAAUUAGAUCAACUUUUGCAUGACGAAUUACGUACUGUUCAAACUACAAUAGCCACUGGUCAACGUAAACAUAUAUUGAACGAAAUCAAAGUGUUAUUAUAUUUUGCUCUUCAAAUUAAUAACGGAAGAUGUAAAAGUUUUGCAACUAUUAAAUUUAUUGAAGCUUGGUGUCAGGUUACGGAAAUUUUAUUCAGCUGUGCUCCAGAAUUAGCUUUAUCAAUAAAUACCAAACAAGAACUUAUACUCGAAAUAUUACAAAAAUUACUAAGUAAAAUUGUACCAAUUCAACCGAUAUUUGAGGUUUCCAUAUUAACUUCAGGAACUAUGUUAUUACUUUUAGUCAACUUACGUUAUAAUUAUCAGACUUUAAGAAGAAUUGUUGCAGAAAAAGAUAAUACCCCUAAAAACCGUUUGGAUACAUUAGAGGAUGAACAUAAAACAAUGUCAACUAAAUCAAAUUCGCUUAGUUUGAAAUUUAUUCUGAAAAAUAUAUUAGAAUGGAUAAUAAUAAGUGGAGGAGCUUCGCAAAAGUUACGAAUUAAUUUAUAUGCAUCUCUUUUAAAUUACUUAAGAAUUAUAAAAGGAUGUCACAAUCGAAAUUCUAAAGAAGAUAUAACUAACGAAAUAUAUAUAUUAGGGUUGGAUAAAUCAAUAGUCAAGGAUGUUCCUCAUAAUGAAUCAGCACUAAUUCAACUAACAGUAGAGAUUUUUUUAUCAUUUGGAGAAAAGUUAAUAGAUAUUAUAUGUAGUGAUUGUAUCACUGGUCAUGACAUCUGCAAAAUGACAGCAUUAUCAUGCAUAGACGGUCUAUUAGAAUUGGGUUCAAUGUCAGAUUUUAUUACUUUUUUCGCUAAACGCGGCUAUUUAGCUCAUUUAAUUGAAAGCUUAUUAAAAUCAGAUGAUAAUCUUUGUUUAGUUUUAAAAAAAUCUCCGAAAAAUAUAAAAUCCCUUUAUGUUUACGAAUCAAAGAUGUCAAUGCUUUUGCGUUUAGCUAGUUGUCAUAUGGGUGCUGAGCUAUUAUUAACUGAAAAAGUUUUACAUGUUUUAUCUAAUAUGAAAGUAUAUGAUAUGUAUCCCGAUUUUCAAAAUAGGAAUGAUUUAAUGGAGGAUAAUGAUUUAAAUGAUUUCAUUCCUUCAAUUGAUAUGCGAUAUCGUCAUAUCCUUUUUCCAGCUUUAAAUUUUUGUGAAUGUAUAAUAUCAACAUUAGGCAAAAAAAAUCACUCAGCAAUAUCGCAGGUGACACACUUUUUGUUGGCACAUUGUGGAAUGGUCGAAACCGUAUUAAGAAGUGGAACACCAUUCAUGCAACUAGAACCAUUACAAGAAUAUGCAGCGAUUACUGGACUUGUUGCUCGUACAAUAAAUCAGAAUAUAUUCUCUCUUAGUGAAAUACAUGCAACUGAACACAGUGACAUUAAUUUAUAUCGUACACAUAAAUUGAUGCUUUCUUCGUUAAGUCAAUUUUUAGUUAACGAGAAUACAUUUAAAGAAAUGUUAAGAUUGCAAUAUAUUAAAGGACCCAUUAAUGAUGCUACUAAGGAUAAAUACAUAAAAACUUUUUUUGAAAUAGCUGCUAAUUUGUCAUUAUUUUGUUGUAAUGCAAUUUCUGAUCAUUCUACGGAUCGCAGAAUUAAUGGAAUAAUGUUCUUAGAAACAAUUCAAAGUAACGAUAAUUUAAAUAAUUCAAAUAAAAUAAUCCAUUAUUUAAAUGUUAUAAUCGAUCAACUAAAAAGCUCUGUAGAGUUUGUUUAUAACCAAAAUUAUACAGCAGAUAACUUAUUGUGCCAAAAAGCUGUACCACAAGACAUUAACGGUGAUGAAUUGGUAACACAUAAAUAUGUAAAAAGUUUUUUUAAUAUGAACCAGUGCUUGUGUACAACAAGAGACGCGCUAUCGCUUUGUGUAUUUGUAACAGAACAGUGUUUGUAUUUACUAUGGAGCCAUCUCGACUUUUAUGUACGAAAAACGUUUUCAAAUGAUUUUGAGCAUAAAUUAUUACUAGAUAUGUGCAAUUUACAAGUCGAAAUCGAACAGAAUGAAUGCCGCUUAGAGAUAUAUCCGCUCACUCAAAGCAUACUCGAUUUAUUAUAUACUUUAAUAAAAAUGGGAAUACCAAACAACUUGGGAUCUGGGUCCCGAAAACCCGGAAUGGAACCUUAUUUAACAUUUAUUGUAAAUGAAAUAUUUUUGAAGUUUAACACUCGAAACUAUAAAAAUACGAUUGAAAAAUGGCAAAUUGCGGAAAAAUGUUUGAAAAUAUUGCGUUAUCUAUUAGAAAUAUACGAAAUUCAUAAUCAAGAUCUCGUUAAAAAUAAAACAGAUCAAUUACCAGGAUAUCAUAUUAUGCUGCAGCUGCAUACAAAAUCCGAAAUGCUACACUUGAUUUUAUUAAUAAUAGAUGAAACAAGGCUUAAAUUAGAUGAAUAUACUAAAUUUAAUGAAAAAAAUGAUUUGGAAGAAUGUGGGUUGCAUUGCUUAAAAAUAUUAAAAUUAGGACUAGAAAAACAAGACUCGUUUUUUGAGUACCAUUCAACAACUAAUAACACAAUAUUAUUAUCAGGGUUGAAAAAUAUUCUGCUGGAUGUGAAUCCACGCAGCGGUAAUCCGGAUCAUAUAUUAAAUACAACUAAAUUUGUUACCUAUAAUUGGCUUCCCAAGCAUCGCUACAAUGCCAUUAAAAUUUUAAAAAUUAUUUCUAAGCAACCAAAAGUUACUCACCAAAUACUUGACAUGUUAACUGAAAAUAUUCAAAUUCAAACAGAAAUUCGAAAUGGAUUUAUGGAAUGUCUUGAACAUGAUAUUACGCUCCCAUUGCAAUACUCUGAAAUGGAAUCUAUUUCAGCAAAUCAAGCUCUUAAAAAAGAAUUGGAACUCAAAGAAUCAGUUAUAGAUUUUCUUCAAGAAGGUUUAUAUCAACCAGCUCCAAAUCUAACCCAUUUUUUGCUGGGGUUCGAUACCUCAAAGGAUUUUAAUCAGACUCAAAAAAUGCGAGUUAUUGACGUAUCAUGUAACUGUUUAAAAUCCAUAAUAUCAUUAUUAGAUAAUUACUUAGAGGUACAAGAUAAAGCUUACGAUAACAAUUUUGAGAGAUUUAUUGAACGUUGUUAUUAUUUUAUCUACUCAUUAUGUGCUAACCAGAAAACAUCAGAAACAAUAUUACGUUAUUUACGCAGCUGUGGUGAUUUUAUGAGUCGUCACAUUUGUGCUUUCCCUUUUUCUUAUAUGAAAGAGCCACAUAUUUUAAGGCAAAUGAGUUAUGUGCUGAAAUGUAUUGCUAUAGAAUUGAAAGUUACUUCGUCGAAUUGUCAAAUAAGCAGAUUCCAGUAUUUGUGCGAAUUAUUAGUGAGUACCGACAAAAACGGUUAUCAUAAUAACAUACCGAUGGAUAUAAAUAAUUUAUGUCCACAAUCUUCAAACUUACUAACUGAUAAGUUUAUAUGCAAACAGCAAUCCGAAAAGUCAUUAAACCUAAUUUUAUGCAACUUGCUGGAUAUGAUAUCUUUCGAAGUAGUAAAUCAUUCCAUCCCAAGACUGGAAUUUUUUGACGGUUCUCUCAUAUCUCAAAUUCUCCAUGAUUGUGAGAUUGAAAACGAAGAAGGACUGAAACAAAUUAGUAUUAAAAAAUUAGAUCAACUUUUGCAUGACGAAUUACGUACUGUUCAAACUACAAUAGCCACUGGUCAACGUAAACAUAUAUUGAACGAAAUCAAAGUGUUAUUAUAUUUUGCUCUUCAAAUUAAUAACGGAAGAUGUAAAAGUUUUGCAACUAUUAAAUUUAUUGAAGCUUGGUGUCAGGUUACGGAAAUUUUAUUCAGCUGUGCUCCAGAAUUAGCUUUAUCAAUAAAUACCAAACAAGAACUUAUACUCGAAAUAUUACAAAAAUUACUAAGUAAAAUUGUACCAAUUCAACCGAUAUUUGAGGUUUCCAUAUUAACUUCAGGAACUAUGUUAUUACUUUUAGUCAACUUACGUUAUAAUUAUCAGACUUUAAGAAGAAUUGUUGCAGAAAAAGAUAAUACCCCUAAAAACCGUUUGGAUACAUUAGAGGAUGAACAUAAAACAAUGUCAACUAAAUCAAAUUCGCUUAGUUUGAAAUUUAUUCUGAAAAAUAUAUUAGAAUGGAUAAUAAUAAGUGGAGGAGCUUCGCAAAAGUUACGAAUUAAUUUAUAUGCAUCUCUUUUAAAUUACUUAAGAAUUAUAAAAGGAUGUCACAAUCGAAAUUCUAAAGAAGAUAUAACUAACGAAAUAUAUAUAUUAGGGUUGGAUAAAUCAAUAGUCAAGGAUGUUCCUCAUAAUGAAUCAGCACUAAUUCAACUAACAGUAGAGAUUUUUUUAUCAUUUGGAGAAAAGUUAAUAGAUAUUAUAUGUAGUGAUUGUAUCACUGGUCAUGACAUCUGCAAAAUGACAGCAUUAUCAUGCAUAGACGGUCUAUUAGAAUUGGGUUCAAUGUCAGAUUUUAUUACUUUUUUCGCUAAACGCGGCUAUUUAGCUCAUUUAAUUGAAAGCUUAUUAAAAUCAGAUGAUAAUCUUUGUUUAGUUUUAAAAAAAUCUCCGAAAAAUAUAAAAUCCCUUUAUGUUUACGAAUCAAAGAUGUCAAUGCUUUUGCGUUUAGCUAGUUGUCAUAUGGGUGCUGAGCUAUUAUUAACUGAAAAAGUUUUACAUGUUUUAUCUAAUAUGAAAGUAUAUGAUAUGUAUCCCGAUUUUCAAAAUAGGAAUGAUUUAAUGGAGGAUAAUGAUUUAAAUGAUUUCAUUCCUUCAAUUGAUAUGCGAUAUCGUCAUAUCCUUUUUCCAGCUUUAAAUUUUUGUGAAUGUAUAAUAUCAACAUUAGGCAAAAAAAAUCACUCAGCAAUAUCGCAGGUGACACACUUUUUGUUGGCACAUUGUGGAAUGGUCGAAACCGUAUUAAGAAGUGGAACACCAUUCAUGCAACUAGAACCAUUACAAGAAUAUGCAGCGAUUACUGGACUUGUUGCUCGUACAAUAAAUCAGAAUAUAUUCUCUCUUAGUGAAAUACAUGCAACUGAACACAGUGACAUUAAUUUAUAUCGUACACAUAAAUUGAUGCUUUCUUCGUUAAGUCAAUUUUUAGUUAACGAGAAUACAUUUAAAGAAAUGUUAAGAUUGCAAUAUAUUAAAGGACCCAUUAAUGAUGCUACUAAGGAUAAAUACAUAAAAACUUUUUUUGAAAUAGCUGCUAAUUUGUCAUUAUUUUGUUGUAAUGCAAUUUCUGAUCAUUCUACGGAUCGCAGAAUUAAUGGAAUAAUGUUCUUAGAAACAAUUCAAAGUAACGAUAAUUUAAAUAAUUCAAAUAAAAUAAUCCAUUAUUUAAAUGUUAUAAUCGAUCAACUAAAAAGCUCUGUAGAGUUUGUUUAUAACCAAAAUUAUACAGCAGAUAACUUAUUGUGCCAAAAAGCUGUACCACAAGACAUUAACGGUGAUGAAUUGGUAACACAUAAAUAUGUAAAAAGUUUUUUUAAUAUGAACCAGUGCUUGUGUACAACAAGAGACGCGCUAUCGCUUUGUGUAUUUGUAACAGAACAGUGUUUGUAUUUACUAUGGAGCCAUCUCGACUUUUAUGUACGAAAAACGUUUUCAAAUGAUUUUGAGCAUAAAUUAUUACUAGUUAAUGAAGUUACUAAUAUACAAGGUAAGGCGAUUGAAGUAUUACCAACUACUCAAUCUGAUAUAACCAAUUACGUAAAAUUCCAAAACAUUACAGCUGUAUUGUUUACAAGCUGCCACAAGCAUUUGCGUCUUAGUUUUAUACAACAAACGUUAUUUGAAAUGGAAUGUAGUAGUGGGAUUGCGUUAUAUUUGGCUGGAAAACCAAAAUCAAACACCUUAUAA